AAUCAUGAUGUUGUUUCUAUUACUUUUAGUAGCUUUUCCUAUUAUUCUCAUUUUUCUUGUUAACAAAACCAAAAUAAGUAGAAAUACCAAUCUACCACCAGGUCCUUUAGGUUUGCCAAUCAUUGGAAAUUUGCAUCAAUAUGAUAGUGUAACUCCUCAUAUCUAUUUUUGGAAACUUUCAAAAAAAUAUGGAAAAAUAUUUUCAUUGAAAUUUGGUUCUACUCCAAUAGUUGUAAUUUCUUCAGCAAAAUUAGCAAAAGAAGUGAUGAAGACACAAGAUUUAGCAUUUUGUAGUAGACCCUCUACUCUUUGCCAACAAAAAUUGUCUUACAAUAGUAAUGACAUAGUAUUUUCACCUUAUAAUGACUAUUGGAGAGAAAUUAGAAAAGUUUGUUUGAUUCACUUAUUUAGUCUCAAGAAAGUUCAAUCUUUUAGUCCGAUUCGUGUAGAUGAAGUCUCAAGAAUGAUCAAGAAAAUAUCUCACCAAGCUGCCGCUUCACAAAUUACCAAUUUGAGCAAAAUAGUGAUUUCACUUACAACUACAAUUAUUUGUAGAGUUGCUUUUGGUAUUAGGUUUGAUGAAGAAGCACAUGAAAAGAGGAGAUUUGAUGAACUUAUGAAUGAGUCUCAAGAUAUUUUGGCUAGCUUUUUUGUCUCCGAUUUUUUUCCUUCUUUAAGUUGGAUUGAUAAAUUUACUGGAAUGAAAAAUAAACUUGAGAAGAAUUUCAAGUGUUUGGAUGAAUUUUAUGAAGAGCUCAUCGAGCAACAUCACAAUCCCAAUAGGCCAAAAUCCAUGGAAGGAGAUAUGAUUGAUAUUUUGCUACAAUUGAGGAAGGAGCAAUCAACUCAAAUCCAUCUCACUUUGGACAACAUAAAAGCAAUUCUCAUGAAUUUAUUUCUUGCUGGGACGGACACUAGCGCAAUUACAGUAAUUUGGGCUAUGACUGCCUUAAUGAAGAACCCAAAAGCCAUGAACAAAGUUCAAGAAGAAGUUAGAAAAACAAUGGGGAAAAAAGGCAUCGUAAAUGAAGAUGAUACUCAAAAUAUGUCUUAUCUCAAAGCAGUAAUAAAAGAGACAUUUAGAUUGUAUCCACCAGCUCCAAUCCUAGUGGCAAGAGAGACAAUGCAAAAUUCAAUACUAGAAGGGUAUAAUAUUCCACCAAAAACAACAAUUCGCGUAAACUAUUGGGCUAUUGCAAGAGAUCCUGAGUACUGGGAAAAUUCAGAAGAAUUUAUACCCGAGAGAUUCUUGAAUAAUAACAUUGAUUUUAAGGGUCAAGAUUAUGAAUUUAUCCCAUUUGGAGCAGGGCGGAGAGGUUGCCCAGGUAUAGCACUUGGUGUUGCAACAGUGGAGCUUAUACUAUCAAACCUUCUAUAUGCAUUUGAUUGGGAGUUGCCUUUUGGGAUGAACAUUGAAGAUAUCGACACAGAGAGUUUGCGCGGAAUUACUAUGCAUAAGAAAAAUGAUCUUUGCCUUGUCCCCAAAAAUUAUAUGUAGACUAUUUUAGUGAUAGCUUGUGCAUGCGGAAUAGAAGGUAGAAUAAGAAUAUGAAUAUUUGGAAGAGUGUUUCCCCCUUUCCAAUUCUUAUAUAAGUAGUAAUGUAAUUUCCUUUUUUGAGAUGAAUAUUACAAAGCUUAUGUUUCAUUUUCUAUUAUUAUGUUUUGAACAAUAUUUUCUAUUGAUGAGUAGUUUGGCCUAUUUGAUGUUUAAUAAGCACUCAAAAGGGUACUAAGUUAAAAAAAAAAAAAAAAAGCAGGCAUAAAACCAUACGACCAUAUAUUAAAAUACAGAUGACAAACAAAAGCAUACAUUAUUAAUUAAUUUAAACGUUGAAGUUCGGUACGGGUGAAGGCUUCCAAAGUCGACCAGUUUUCCAUACUAGUUGUUACCUUACACUACCAUUUUUUCAAUAUUAUUGAAUAGCAUGGCCGAGAGCCGUGUUAUGGGUGACCUUAUUGCACGGUUUGUUUAGUUUCUAGUAAUAAUUUCUAGGAACAAGACAAAAAGGUUUUUUCUUAUGCAUAGCAAGUCCAAGCAAAACAUCAGUAUCAAUGUCUUUAUGUUCAUUCCACAUGGCAAUUCCCAAUUAAAAGCGCAAGUUUAAAAGGCAUUUCUUAAUAUUUAGCCGAUGAGAGCAAGUAAAAUAGACACAAAUAGAGUAGAUUAUUACCAUGAUAAUAGCCUUUUAUGUUGUCCGAAGUAAGAUUGAUUGGAGUUGAUUUUUCUUUCUUCAAUUGGAGCAAAAGAUCAAUAAUAUCUCCUUUGGCCUAUUGGGAUAAUAACAUUGAUUGUAAGACAACUUUUGUUGGCCAAGAAGUGAAGGCCGACUACAAAAAGCUAAAUCUUGUGUCUUCAUUACCUCUCUUGCUAGAUUUACUCCUUUUGGCUUUAGGAAGAAGGAAAC
Messenger RNA from Solanum pennellii, 2405 nucleotides. Its product is annotated as cytochrome P450 71A1-like. Gene Ontology annotation, molecular function: heme binding; monooxygenase activity; oxidoreductase activity, acting on paired donors, with incorporation or reduction of molecular oxygen. The record is from RefSeq and is a predicted model, not a curated record. The transcript has 3 exons. Lineage: Eukaryota; Viridiplantae; Streptophyta; Magnoliopsida; Solanales; Solanaceae. Bases 5 to 1498 code for a protein of 497 amino acids.